This is a messenger RNA of Pelagomonas calceolata, 1176 nucleotides long. Lineage: Eukaryota; Pelagophyceae; Pelagomonadales; Pelagomonadaceae. The record is from the annotation of a GenBank genome assembly.
AAAAGCCGCCGCAAACCGCAAAAACUCACCGCAAAACGCAAAAUGAUCCUCACAACAUGCGCCGCCUGCGCCGCCCCACUGGCCCACGACGCGCCGCGAUGUGUUAGAUGUCACACUCGCUAUUGUAACGCCACUUGCCAGCAUGACCACUGGCGCCGCGGCCACAAGCAGAUGUGUAAGAAAAUACACCGCGGCGGCAACGCAGAACAGUAUAAUGCAGACAAAAAAUACAAGGAGGCCGUCGCGGUCGCGGUCGAGGCGUGCGCGGACGACACGAAGGGCCAGACGUGCUUCAUCUGCACCCAGGCUCUCCACUGGAAAACAAAGGAGGGCCUCGUGCGCGGGUGCGCGUGCCGCGGGACGGCGGGCUUUGCGCAUGUGUCGUGCUUGGCGGAGCAGGCGAAGAUUUUGGUCGCGGAGGUCGAGGAGAAUAAUUUGGGCAAUGAUGCGUUUAAUGCGCGGUGGCGGCGGUGGGCCAGCUGUAGCUUAUGCGAGCAGGAGUACCACGGCGUCGUGCGGUGCGCGCUCGGGUGGGCUUGCUGGAAGACGUACGUGGGGCGGCCAGAGACGGACGCUCCUCGGCAAAUCGCGAUGAACCAGCUUGGGAACGGUUUACAACUUGCAAAUUACAACGAGGACGCGUUGUCUGUGCAAGAGGCCGAGCUGGCUAUGAAGCGGCGCCUUGGCGCGUCAGCAGGACACGUGCUCGCCGUGCAGGGCAAUAUUGCGAACACGUAUCAAAAGAUUGGACGGCUCGAACAGGCCCUGCAGAUGCGGCAAGACGUUUACUCCGGGACAGUUAUGGUCCGCGGGAGGGAACAUAUAGACAGCCUCGCAGCAGCCAACAACAACGCGUCGACCCUUAAUUGUCUAAGGCGCUACGGAGAAGCCAAGACGUUGCUGCGCGACUUGAUUCCCGUGACGCAACGCGUUCUUGGCGAGGGCCAUCUAAUCACGCUCAAAAUGCGGUGGCUUUACGCGAUGGCGCUCCACCACGCCGACGACGCCGCCACACUCGACGAUCUCCGCGAGGCCGUGACGACGCUUGAGGACUCGGAGCGGAUCGCGCGGCGCGUGUUCGGUGGUGCACACCCGACCACAGACUGUAUUGAACUCGAGUUGCGAGACGCGCGAGCGGCGCUCCGCGCCCGCGAGGCGUCGCCGGGGGGCCAGUAA